AUGUCUACCGGGGAGUUGCUUCAACGGUAUCAAGGCCACAUCGUGCCUCAAAGCUACAAUGCUGGCUUCGUCGCCUUGAGCUAUGUCGUCAGCCUUGUUGGUGCCGCUUCGACCCUUGAGCUCAUCAACAGACGAACCGGACUGAGAGGCCUUUUCAACCACCUGCUACUCAUGAGCUCGGCAGUAACCAUGGGUGGAGUGUCCAUCUGGUGUAUGAUGCUUACCGUCCUCAACCAACAGCACUUCAUUGGUAACAGAGCCAUCGAUCUAGCCGAUGGGCAGCCGGAGCUGCAAGUCGCAUAUUCAAGUGGCUUCACUGCUAUAUCAUUCUUCGUUCCAAUCUUGGUUCUUCUUGCUGCCUUCAUGGCCGUUGGUACCAACAAUGUCGUUUCGUGGUGGAGGCUCGUAGCUGGAGGUGUCCUCUGCGGAACUGCUGUAUGCGGCAUGCAUUACCUCGGCAAUGCUUCAAUCAACAACUAUUCAUGCGUUUAUCAACCGGCAUAUGUCAUUGGGUCUGCCAUCAUCGCCAUCGUGGCGAGCAAUGUUGCCUUGGCCAUGUUUUUUGUCUUUCGAGCGAUGUGGGCUAACGCAUGGUGGAAGAGAGUCAUCUCGGCCGUUGUCCUUGCCGGAGCUGUUUCUGGAAUGCAUUGGUGUGCUUCUGUGGGAACACGUUAUCGGUUGAAGGGGAUCAAGCCUAACGGCAACGAACCGUCAAGGACAGGCACUGUUGUCGUUGUCAUCUGCUUGUCACUGGGCGCCUGCUUCAUCAUUGCAACUUCGGCGAUCCUUCGAGCACGAAAUAUGAGAAGGUCCGCUCUUCGUGCCCAGCAAAUCACACUUGCAGCAGCAAUCUUUGACAAGGGGGGGAGGAUCCUUGUUGAUCCCGACGGAUAUAUUCCAAGUACCGUGGUGACCGACUCCUUCUUGGAAAAAAAUUCAAAAGAAGGUUUUAAUACAGGCCACGCGCUCUUCCAUUGGAUGUAUCAAGCAUCGAGGAAUUGGGACAUGAUCUGGAGUCUCGUGGGAGGCAUGAGACAACACGUAUCACAGCUGCCCCAUUCCCGCACCCAUCGGGAUGGUCGACGAGGCAUACAACUCGUUAGUGAACAUGGCGAAACCAUCGAAAACUAUGACAAGAUCUUCAGAGAACUGUUUUGUCUGGCUGCAGCUGCUCUCGCUGAUAGACUUCGUGAGGAUCACACGUCGAUCGGGGUCCUAUGGGACCAGAUCCUUUCGACAGGUGCGAGUGGCAGACGGCCUCGGGCUCAAGCGCGCAAACAGUCCAAUGCAGGAGUAAGUUUGGAAGGGAGUGAUGCCGGUGAGGAAGUCCACAAUAGCCUUGAUAUCACCGAAAAGGGCCUGCAUGUCCGGAACCACGAUUAUGGACGUGGGUCACUUAUGUUCCUCGUCCGCCGCUCGGAGUCUGAUCGUGACACUGAACGCUUGAUCUCGGCUGGCUACCGGUUUGCUGAGUUGCACCAAGUCAGCGAUAUCAUCAAAUCAAGCAUGCAGAUCCAAAGCCCCGAGUUUGAGACCAAGCUGAGAGAGAUGGCGACUUACACGAGUGAGCACAAUCACAUUUGCCAAGGAGCCCAUAUGGGCUUCUUUGCCGUUCGAGCCCGCGUCAGUUCAGGCUUCGAAGUCCUCGUGAGGAAAGGCGCACCACAUUUACUUCCGAGUAUGCCCUUCCCAUUCAAGAACCUCGAGGAUUGGCACGUGAACUACCUGAGAAGAUUUGAGAACGUUCCAGUAUCCAAGAUUGUGGAAAAGUGCAAGGAGGACUCCCAGCGCAACGACCGAGAGGCCGUGUUUGCCGGGCAACUUGCAGAUACCAUCAAGGCUUUGCGAGAUUUGACACAAGAGCCCUUGCUCGAGGAUGCUCUUCUCACAUCAACACCAUUUCCCAUUCCCUGUCGCGGGGAUGAGAAGCGAUCGGAAGCAACGAUGAUAGCAGUGCGACUGGUAAUUCCCAUACAUUCUGUACUGUCGAGUCCCAACUGCGAGUUCGUUCCCUUAAGCUUUUUCAGAAUGCGUCAAGUGUCGGCCCAGUCUUAUCAAGAAUUCACUCGAGGACUGCACCAAGAGUUCGGCCACAUUGCAGAAUCAAUGGGUCACCACCGACGUUCUGGUGACGUUACAGUUCACGUUUCGUCAAGUCGAUGGCCUUUCGGACGGGCACAUACGUCGCGUGGUACACGAGCCAAAGGGAUGUCUGCCUCGAUUGCUGCUGGACGUCGGAUUUCCUUGGUCGACUCGGCACAAUCCAGCUCGACCAUCAAUCUCUGCCCGGCAAGAAGCACCAUGCGAAACCAAUCAGUCGACUCAACAGGAGGGUUGGGGAUGUAUUCAGCUCGGCAAGAGGCAACCUCAAUAGCGCCAUCAUAUGGUGGUAUCAUGGUAUUCCAAGAGAUCACUGUGGACGUGCAAGAAGGAACUGGCACGGCUGAGAGGAAGCCAAGCAACGGUUCUGAUACUAACACUUUAAUCGCCGAAAAGACGGUAUCUAGACCGCAACCAGUAGCAAACAUCGAGAUGCAGUCAAUGGGACACUUUGGAACCAAUGAUGUUGGUACACAGUUAUCCAACGAUAUCGAGGCGGGUAAAGGGGGGCACAGUCAGGUUACGUGCUUUGUCGAUGUGCUGUUUGCAAAGACAGUAGAGAGCCGUUAA
Messenger RNA from Fusarium sp. VM40, 2670 nucleotides. The record is from the annotation of a GenBank genome assembly. NCBI's taxonomy places the organism in Eukaryota, Fungi, Ascomycota, Sordariomycetes, Hypocreales, Nectriaceae.